AUGCGUAGUAACCGCUACAAUACAACAAUGAUUAUUCUACUUCUUUUUCUCUCUGUCGCAUUAAGUAGUCCAAUUAUGUUGGACCGGUUUGGCGAUAGUAUGAACAGCAUGAUACGAGGCAACAAUGAGGCGUAUGAGAGCGGCGAGACAUGUGGGGUGUCCCAGGAGUUUGAACAGCGGCUCGUGCGGUACAUGUGGUUCAACAAUGUGGCUCCAUGUGUCCCCGAGAAGCUCCAACAUCCAUUCAAGUGCAUAGCCAGAGGCUGCAAGGAGCUGGGGAAACAUACAGAGUUGGUCGACAUUUUUACUCAUUCAGACAACUUGUUUGAUCGCACAAUUUCAGGAUUUGUGGCGUUGGAUCACAAGCACAAGGAGAUUAUUCUGGCGUUGAGAGGCACUCAGGAUGUCAACGACUGGGUGACAGACCUGCAUCUGAGGCUAGUGGAGCUCCAUCCUGAGCAUCUGGGAGUAUCAAACUUCAACUGUCGCAACUGCCAGAUUGACCUGGGCUUUCUCAAGGGAUAUUUGCAUUCGUUCCCUGCUGUUGACAGUAUUGUUCAGCGUCUGACUGAAAAGUACCCCAACUACCAACUGGUGAUUACGGGCCAUUCACUUGGAGGCACUGCAGCUACGCUAUUUGGACUUAACUACCGACUCAAUGGCUAUUCUCCUCUAGUUUUUUCGACUGGAGCUCCGGCACUGGGAAACAAGCAGUUUGCCAACUUUGCCGACCGAGUCUUCUGGGGAUCUCAGAACCCCAACACGCUCAAGGUCAAGGAGAGAGAUAUCAAGUUCUGUCGCAUGACCCAUCUAGGUGACUUUGUGCCUCGGUUUCCCUUCUGGAACGGGUACCAACAAAUGUCUGGAGAGGUGUUUAUCAACGACGUGCGAGGUAUCUAUCCACCCAGGGAGACACUCCAGCGAUGCAACGGGCAACAAAACAGACAGUGCUCGUUCGGAGACCAGUACCGCAAGCUGGAAAUGAACUUCAAGCCCCACUCGGCGUACUUGGUGCCUGGAAGCAAGUGUUCGCUCAGUGGUGGGAGAGAGUUGACAUUCGGAGAAGUUCAUUCAGCAGCGAAUGACACAAACAAGGACUCAGACACAGACAUUGAACCAGACAUUGAACCAAUCUUGAUACCUGUCGUGCAAAUAGACUAA
Molecule: messenger RNA, 1161 nt
Organism: Yarrowia lipolytica CLIB122
Lineage: Eukaryota; Fungi; Ascomycota; Dipodascomycetes; Dipodascales
Biological process (GO): lipid metabolic process
Source: RefSeq, a predicted model, not a curated record